Paraglomus brasilianum is the source of this 417-nucleotide messenger RNA. The record is from the annotation of a GenBank genome assembly. Lineage: Eukaryota; Fungi; Glomeromycota; Glomeromycetes; Paraglomerales; Paraglomeraceae.
AUGUCGGGGAAAAUUCCUGCUGAACAAGCUCAUACAAGACUCAGCAAAGCCCUUGAUGAAUUGCAGGGUCUUCGAAAUAAUCUGAGCAUUCCAGAAGCACUUUUAGAUGUCUGGGAAACCAAAUUUAACCGUUGGCUUUCUGAGCUCUCAAACAUAAACGAAGAGGAAAUACAGAUAGUAAGUUGCAUUAAUGAAAAUACUUACAACCGUGCGAAAAUGCUGCCAACGGCUCAUCAAGAUCAGCGAACUGUUGCUCAAGCACACGUGACAUCCUACACAGCGCAGAUGAAAGCUACCAUGCAAAAGUUACAGAAGCAUCCAAAAAAUAUUAAGAAAGGUGACUUAGUCUAUCUUCGUAUUCCAAAAGCUGACAAAAAUAAGUUUGAUCGUACUAAACUGGCUUGUAAAGUUAUUCAA